AUGGCUCCCGGACCGGCGGAGAAGCCUACACCCUCGAAGGAGGAGAACAGGCGGAAGGCCAUGGCCGGCGUGCAGGCCAUCUUUGACCGCUACAAGCUCGUCCAGGCCGGCGCCGGCCCGGCCUUCGACAACGCGACCAUGGGCGACUGCGUCGUGCUGGACGCGUCCAUCGGGCCGCCCCACGACGGUGAUGUCCCACGGGUCGGCGGGAGAUCGACGCCAGACGCGGGUAUCAGGGCGUCGUGCACGACCAGGUUGCUCAUCGGCGCCGAGCUGAGCAACUACAACGGCGUCAUGCACGGCGGCGCGGCGGGGGUCAUCUUCGACAUGCUCACCACCAUCGCUCUGGGGCCGGUUGCGCGGCCUGGGUUUUGGACGUUCCUGGGUGGCGUGACGCGCACGCUGAAUAUCAGCUACCUGAAGGCUGUGCCUGUUGGCACAACCAUCAUAGUACACGCCUAUGUCUACCAGGUGGGCAGGCAGACGGCGUACAUCAAGGGCUGGAUGACGAGUGAGGACGGAAGGACGACAUAUGCCGUCUGCGACCACCACAAGAUCCACGUGCCCACGCCUGCGGAGCAUAUGGCGUUCAGGGUGCCGUGGGACGAGCAGUGGGACAACGAGGGGAAGGAGAAGGCGAAGACGGCGUCGAAGUUGUGA
Diaporthe citri is the source of this 660-nucleotide messenger RNA. RefSeq lists its product as uncharacterized. The record is from RefSeq and is a predicted model, not a curated record. Bases 1 to 660 code for a protein of 219 amino acids. Gene Ontology annotation, molecular function: fatty acyl-CoA hydrolase activity. The transcript has 4 exons. NCBI's taxonomy places the organism in Eukaryota, Fungi, Ascomycota, Sordariomycetes, Diaporthales, Diaporthaceae.